CUUCCCAAACGUAGAACAAAACGUGUAGUUCCUCUUUUUACAACUUGUAAAAGGUCUGACGUAUUUUCGAUGACGUCAUCUACAUAGCGCUGUCUCGAAUGUGUUGUUCGCAUCAAGUUUUCUGCAAACAACAACGAUGGAUAGCGUAGCCAGUUCCACAGUUAACCCACAAGGCUCUAUGGGUUUGCAUCAGAAUAAUUACAGCCAAAGUAUAAACAACGAACGAACGAUAGUUCAUGUGUUUAAAUUCUUUCGCGACCGAUAUGUUUUUAAGAUAAAAGAUGGCGGUUUGCAAAGCAAGGAUUCUGACGACCAUGAUGACGCAAUGACAACUACUGAUAACGAAGAUUCACCACUUGAAACAAUCUUCUCAAUAAAUCUUGAUGAUUUACCUUAUUAUUGCAAACUUAUCGUUUUAUCGAAACUCGACGCUUCAGACAUUAAUCAUCUUUCUAUGACAAGCAAGCACUGGAGGGCGGUAUGCAGCGACCAGAUAUUGUGGCGAGAGUUAUUGUACACGGACAUGCUCAAGUGGCCAAACAUUGGAAACAAGAGUAUUCCGUUAUUAUCAUUAGCUGAAUACUUUAAAACAACAAACACAACAGCGGUGGUUUGUCAUAACGGUGAACUUCCUAAUAUUGCUUAUGACUUAUAUGCGAGGUUAUGCAGCAGGAACAAUGUUAAUUACAAAGCUUUGUAUUUUCACUCUGCGUACCAGCGUGUACAAGACCACACGUUCAUUGGCGUCAAACACACAAGUAAUGAUGUGGAAACGUCAAUAAACAACUUAAGUGAGACACAAGACACGACACUCGCCGCAACUCAAACCUUUCCAAGAUUUCUUCGUAGUUUAUGGAUGAGAAUGAGAUCGGGAAACGGUGAAGUUAUCAUGCUUGGUCCUGGCAUGGAGUCAACAAACACAAGUAAAAUAUUCUCUCGACUGCUUUGGGCGCGACCAGAUUUGCUGAUGACGGUACGUUUGCUACCGGGAAGUCAAGACGGUGUGGGGUCCGGCGUCGAGCUCGAGUUCAAGGGUGAAAAGAGGUUUAACCUUAUCGCUCUAUACUCCGGUAACCAUAGAGACCGGGCAAAAAGAUCGGGAAUGGAUCGAUUGAGGAGGAGCAAUAUACUUGAUGCUGUGGAGCAAAAUGUAGGUGAAGAUACGUCAACAUUUGAUCCUUACCUACCUGCUUUCAAACUUCAUGAAACUGUCCUUAACUUCUUAAACAAAAGAACGGAGACGUACAGACUCAUCUAUGUGGUUGAUGCAACUAAAAAUCAAUCGCUACAAAAUCUGUCCUGUAACCGACUUGAGUUAAAAGCUUUAUUGGACGGUGUUCGUCACUGUGAGCAAGGACGGGAUUUGAAUCCUUCAUCAAUUCUGCGUCGACCACUGCUUGUUUUAUGUUGUGUUGAUGUUUCGACAACUGAACGAAUAUCGUGCGUUGAAGUUUCUUCUUUACUUGACCUUCCCGCGAUCACAGAUAGACCGUGGUUCGCACAAGAUAUUAACGUCAGUAAUUUGAACGGGUUGGAAAAUGCUCUCGUUUGGCUGUUCAAACAACUUUGAUAAUUAUUCAGAAAAUUUGUAAUUUUUAAGUUUUUUUAUCAAGAAAUAUUUUUACUGUUUUGUUUUAUUAAAACAAAUGUUAACUGUUUUUAAACUAAAAAAAUAAUUUCGAAUUUUUACUAGGCAAUUUUAUUGUGUUUUUUUGUUGGAAAAAAUGUUAGAAUGUAAAUUAUUUGUUUUUUUUAUUCUUUUUUUACAAAAGUGAAUGUUAAUCAAGUUAGAUGUGAAUUGACAUAAAGUUUCCUGCUGUUCUACCGUUAGUUUCAACAAAUACUGCUCAAAUAUUUCUCUAGAUAUUGUGUCUUGUUUCACAAAAAAAAAACAUAUGUUAUUUUAUUAGGUUGUUUGCUCUAUGCAAUAUACUAAAACAACAUUGAGUUAACCUCAUAUUCUCUCAUAUAUUAGUUAAUCAUCAUUUGACGUCACUAACUUUAUGUAAAACAGGUCUAAGUUGACCGACCCUCGAAUUUCACGGUGGCAACUGGCAAAUGCCACAGACUACUUUCACAAAAAGUCUGAAAAUGCUUUGUUUAACUUGUUGUUUCUAUCUUUUGUUAUAUAUUACCUGGUUAAGGUGUAAAUAUGGUCUCGAACAUUGAUGUUCGAUCAAAGUGAUAUGUUCACCCCAUAUGUUUAACAUCGUUUCAAACGCCUCAUAAAUGGUCAUGAGAUUGAAUGUUAAAUACAUUUUCUUUACUAUCUUUC
Messenger RNA from Ciona intestinalis (vase tunicate), 2275 nucleotides. The record is from RefSeq and is a predicted model, not a curated record. Lineage: Eukaryota; Metazoa; Chordata; Ascidiacea; Phlebobranchia; Cionidae.